Messenger RNA from Apus apus (common swift), 1177 nucleotides. RefSeq lists its product as uncharacterized. The record is from RefSeq and is a predicted model, not a curated record. Lineage: Eukaryota; Metazoa; Chordata; Aves; Apodiformes; Apodidae. The transcript has 6 exons. Bases 87 to 1013 code for a protein of 308 amino acids.
ACGUCACUUCCGGUCAUUGUGUCACUUCCUGCUGGACCCGCCUGGGCUGGGCGGGCGGAGCCAACGGGACCUGCUGGGACAGAGACAUGAUGGGCCCCCGGGGCAGGAGGGCCUCCACCUCCUGGUGGCUUCUCCCUCUGGCCUCUCUCCUGCUGCCUUGGGCCGUGGCCUCCAUGGCCCCUCUGCCCAUCCCCACCUUGACCAUGAAACCCGACCACCAGUUCUUCUACGAGGAGGAGGAGGUGGCUUUGACCUGCUCAGCUCCAGCUCCAACCCGUGGGACCAUCAAGACCUUCAGGUUCCUCCAACCCAACGGAGAAGAAACCGAUCUCCCAGCCCUUCUCUUCUUCCCUCCUCCCAGAGGUCUUCUCCAGCUCUGGGCCAACAGCAGCUCCAACGGGACCUACACCUGCCUCUACCUCCUGGAGGAGCCUGGAGGAGAGACCUGGUCCAAUCAGAGCCUCCCUCUGGACAUCCAGGUCCAUGCUGCUCCUCAGGCUCCAGCCUUCUCCCUGGUUCCUCAGCAGCUCCUCUACGCCCCUGGCCAGGAGGUCCAGCUCUUCUGCUCCGUCCCUUCCUCCUCCCCAGAGCUGCCCGCCCAGGUCCAGUUCUUCUCCACCCGGGGCUUGGCCAUCACCAUCAUCACCAGCAGGAAGCAGAACCAGACCCACCCCCACACCCUCCCAGGAGAAGGCCUCUCAGCCUCCUACAGCUGCUCCUAUUUCCUGCUCCUCUCCAACCGACUCGUCAGCUCCCAGAGGAGCCCCUGGGUGCGGGUCCAGAUCCAAGGCCCCAAGAGCAGCUGGAUCCGAGAGGUGGUGGUUGGAGGCUCCUUCUUCGUCAUCAACGGCCUCAUCUUCAUCACCUCCCACCUGCUGAUGAGGAGAAGAGAAGACCCAGCCCACGCAGAAGCUCCUCCUGCUCCUCCUGCUUCCCCCCGGGAGGGGCUCCAGGCCCACCCACCAGGAGGAAAAGCCCCUCCAGGUUCUCCAGGUCCUUCUCCAUCCACCUGAGCUCACCCCACCACCUGUGUCCCCCCACCCCGGGCUUGUCCCAAUAAAGCUGGGGGUGGUGGUUGAGGGUUGGUGGGACUUCCACGGUGUCUCCGUGGGGGCUGCUCCACCUGCCCUGGGGUCUCCCCACCUUCCCCUCCCGCCUGGUCCUGUCUCCUCAUCUC